This is a messenger RNA of Linderina pennispora, 859 nucleotides long. RefSeq lists its product as uncharacterized. NCBI's taxonomy places the organism in Eukaryota, Fungi, Kickxellomycota, Kickxellomycetes, Kickxellales, Kickxellaceae. The record is from RefSeq and is a predicted model, not a curated record. The transcript has a single exon. The coding region runs from base 241 to 765 and encodes 174 amino acids.
UCUCGUCAAGGGCUUCAUAGAACAGCCGGGAUAGAGGAAGAACAAGUCGAGCACUGGUGUUUCCGCGAGCCUCCCGCAUUGCGGGGUGUAUUUUGCCACCAACGCGUACCUGCGACAAAAUUCAGUCUGUGUUGUGUCCAGAUGUUACGCCGAGGUGCAUGUAGGCUCCAUGGUAAAAGAAAAACGCAAUGAAAGGGUGCCGAGUAGCAUGGCGGUGUGUGUGUUCAAUAAGAGGUGAGGAUGCAAGCACCAUAUGCGAUGGCAGCACACGGCAUUGUGGUCAGUGUGUUGCAUAUUGUCCAGCGUGGAUGUGAGUGGCACCCUUCUGGACUACAAGCCAUCCGGAUCAGCAAUGGCGCAGCACAUCCUGGCAGUGGCGGGCUCUGGGCUGGCAGCCGGGAAACAUACUUGGCCCAUGGACCCGGUGACGGGAUUAGUAAUCUGUCUGGCGCGGGUCAUGGUGCCGAGCCUGGCACAUGCUGCGCCCAAGCCCGCUGUGGCGAUUUCACCUUGCACUUUACCCGGUUUUUGACGCCGAGUCCAAAACGGGGUGGCAUAAAGAUGCCUUUUUGUGGCUAUCCGAUGCGGAGACCCGAGCCAUUUUUACAGGCCAGUUCCCGUUGCAGCCAGUUUUUUGCUCUCUGCUUGCUCUCAUCCUUCCUUUGCAAAAACAAUUUUAAACAUUCCCCUUCUGCAUCCUGCGUUCUGCCUUGGCUCCAGUCCAAUUUCCACACCUCAUUAAUUAUUAUUCACUGCUCUUCAUAAAGCAAACCCCUCGUGACAGAAAGAAACGAAUGCCGCGUCCCAAACCAAACCUGAACCUGAGCCAAAUGGGCUUCUCAAUAGGCCCUCCCUCAAA